Messenger RNA from Pollicipes pollicipes, 354 nucleotides. RefSeq lists its product as uncharacterized. The transcript has 3 exons. The record is from RefSeq and is a predicted model, not a curated record. NCBI's taxonomy places the organism in Eukaryota, Metazoa, Arthropoda, Thecostraca, Pollicipedomorpha, Pollicipedidae. Bases 25 to 354 code for a protein of 109 amino acids.
CACCUGGAGGCGGACCACGCCGCCAUGGAUAUUAUCAUGCGGACGGUGAUACCGGAUAACGGGGUCUACAUGACGCGCGCUGUCGCUGAUGAGGAGGUGGACAAGAGCAUCGAGACGCUCGUGGCCAUGCUGCGCGUCCCGCGCUGGCUGCGCGUCCUCAUCGCCUGGGGCACCAGCAACAACUUCCGCUACCUUGGGACGCGACUGAAAGCCUGGACGGGCACCACGGUGGAGGCGGUGCAACUGAAGCUCGCCUGGAAUCAGCUGGUCGACCGUACUCUGAAGCAGUGGCGCGCCGCCUCGACCUGCUCGUGCUGCCCGGCUUCAUGUGUCCGGCGCCGCCGCAUGACAUGA